AAUCGAGAAUCACAAGGGUUUGUUCUGAAUAGGAGGCAUCUUCAUCGUCUUCUUUUGGUUGAUUCGUUCUGAAAACCCUUUGCGCAGAAAAACGAUGUCGUACGACGACGUGGAGAUCGAGGACAUGGAGUGGAACGAGGAGUUGCAGGCCUACACGUAUCCUUGUCCAUGCGGGGACUUGUUUCAAAUCACCAAGGAAGACCUUAAGCUUGGCGAAGAGAUCGCUCGUUGCCCUAGUUGCUCCCUCUACAUCACCGUCAUCUACAACAUCGAAGAUUUCCUCGCCGAUUCCGACCAAAAUCGACGAAACAAGGGUCUCGAACCUUCCAAGCACCAAACCGUCACCGUUGCUUGAAUGAAUUUCAGAUGCAUGAAACGAAGGGAGCAAUAGGUUUUGUCACUACUUCGAUUUAUCAUAGCAUCGCAUAUUGUUUUGAUGA
Abrus precatorius (Indian licorice) is the source of this 440-nucleotide messenger RNA. RefSeq names its product diphthamide biosynthesis protein 3. Gene Ontology annotation, molecular function: metal ion binding. Gene Ontology annotation, cellular component: cytosol; nucleus. Lineage: Eukaryota; Viridiplantae; Streptophyta; Magnoliopsida; Fabales; Fabaceae. The record is from RefSeq and is a predicted model, not a curated record. Gene Ontology annotation, biological process: protein histidyl modification to diphthamide; tRNA wobble uridine modification. The transcript has 2 exons. Bases 95 to 355 code for a protein of 86 amino acids.